ACCACGAAUGGUGCCGGAAGUGGCCCCCACAGAAAUGAACAUCAAGUCUUUUGAGCACCGCAACUUUGCUUGGACUGACAUCUUUCGCUAUAUUUUUGGUUUUAAUUUUCUAAUGUUAAGUUCAAUUAUUGAAAAGAUGUGUUUUACCUACGGUGGUAGCGAGCCAGCACGCUGCAGAAUUUUCCUGCCCGCUGGUUGGAUCCCCACCCUGCUAGCAGUUGAUCAGCGCUGGAUUGCCAAGGCCCUGUUCUAGUGGUCACGCUUUAAUCAACCAGAGCUGGACCACACAGGUGGACAGAAUGUGGUGGAAGCCACCUCGGCCAUCACUGACCUCUAGUGCCAUGCCAGCAUUGGAGUUCUUUGGGCACCCCCUGUUCCUGUGGAUGCCCAGGGAGCUUUGGCAUGUGCAGCUGCCAGUGUCCACAGCAGCCAGCUUCAGAAGCAGCUGCUGCUCUGCCUCGGCCAGGACGAGUCCUUCAGCUGUUAAUGACCAACCUGAGGAACCGUCCUCUGAGCAGCACAAGUGUCGACUCCAUGAGGGAGUCCAUCCUGAGCCUGUACCACAACCUCAUCACGGGCUCCAAGGACUUCCCUUUGAUUCCAUUCAAAGGAUCCUUCCGUUCACGUCAGACGGCCACACCCUUCGUCCCCGUGGAGCAGGAGCAGAAGGAGAACACCACACCAUCUUUAACGGAUACACCAGCGGGUAUAAUGGUGCCCACUGCAGGCUUGAGCGCUUCUCCUCCAAUUAUACUGACUCCAGUUCUUCCUGAGAGGACGGAGCUGGGAGCCCUGAAGGCCGACCGCAGGAACUGCGUCUGCAACAUGGAGUUUGAUGGCAGGACUGUGACCAGAGUCAUCUCCACUGUGUACCGCUCUAAAAGCACUAACCUGACCAACCGCUGGAGAGUAAGCGACUACAGUGCAGAGGGCCACGUUCUCAUGUCAGUCCUCUCUAACUGGAGCAGCCAGCUGUGGACAGAGUGAUAAACACUGAGCUGUUUGUGAAGGACGGAAACAGACAGAAGAGAGAGAAGAUGAAAGGAGAGGAGACAGCAUGCACUGUGAACACUCAUUAAAAAAAAAAAAGAUGAGACAAGACAAGAGGAGAAGACAGCAUGCACUGUCAACCAUCUUAUAAAAAAAGAUAAAUAUACAUUUAUUCUAAGUUAUUAUCAAAAUUCUUAUACAGUGAUAUAAUUCUUCUGGUGGCUGAAGUUGUUUUAACUAUUGUCUCCUCUUGUCUGUCAUUUGUGUUUUAGGGAGAGAAGAAGAAACAAGUCCAGAUGAGACAAGAGACGAGCAAAGGAGAGAGCGUAGAGAGAAGAGGAGUUGUCGAGGCGAGACAAGAGGAGAAGAGACACCGUGGACUGUCAACCAUCUUAUAUAAAAAGAUAAAUAUUUAUUUAUUCUGUUAUUUUUUCAGAAUUUCUAUUCUGAUCAGUAGUUCUUUUUGUCAUUCCUCAACUUAUUUACUGUUAUUCCCCCAAUUUGUUAUUUGUCUUUUAGAGAGAAGAGGAAAUGACAUGAGGGGGAAACAAGAAGAGACCAGACAAGAGGAGAAGAAAGGAGAUGUAUGCACUGUGAAGCUUCCCAUUU
Molecule: messenger RNA, 1599 nt
Organism: Siniperca chuatsi (mandarin fish)
Lineage: Eukaryota; Metazoa; Chordata; Actinopteri; Centrarchiformes; Sinipercidae
Exons: 6
Coding region: 403-987 (194 amino acids)
Source: RefSeq, a predicted model, not a curated record